AUGGCACUGCCUUAUGUUCUGCCUAAUGCGGACAACUUCUUAGGCGUGGCCCUCGUCGUGAACAGAAACCGCGAAGGGCCGCGAUUUGUUUUUCACUAUCCUAGUCGCAUCUACUCUCGGAGAGAGUCUUGUGCUAAACAGCCGAAAGAUGAGGAUGCUUUUGUCGAUGGGGCAUUGGUACCUACCAAAAAGAGCGAUAUCGACUAUGCCCCCAACUCCGAAGAGCUAGCCCGAUGGAACCACGAUGACCAUCUUGCAACGAACAGCGGAACGCAGUAUGUCCCUUGGGAGUACGUUGCUGGUGCUCCAACCAAGGCCCUGGAAGGAAUUUUGACACCACCACACGCUUUUCAUAAGAAGCGUUUUCAAAUUUUGCUCGAUUCCGUCUACUAUUUAUCUUAUCCCAUCCAUGUGCCGGAAAGCGGUUUCUGGGACAGAGAAAAGAAUAGAAAGGGACGGGUUCGUAAGACGAAAGAAGCUUCCACAUGGGCCGGAAGCGCCAAAUUUGAAGAUCGCCCUUCGCGUGAUGGCAAUAAUGCUGAAUGGAAGGAAGACAAAGUCAGCUCCAUGACUAUGUUCAAUCUUGUUUUCGUUUUGAACCCCAAGCGGCAUGAAGCAAAUGAGCUCCUUGACGUCAUGUACACCCACGUUGUGCGGGAGGUGAACAGAGUAUACAAAUACUGCCAGGAAAGUGGUGACUUUGUAUGGCAGGAGUGCAAGAAAGUCAUUCAGCUCAAGGAUAGAGCCAAAGAAGACCGAACGAAGAUGAGCGUGCUGUGGGAGCAAAUACUGACGGCAUCUUCCCUGGCGGCGUCGAUAAGAGACAUAUACGAGGCCGUAUGUCGUAACAAGAUAGCAGUUCUCGAGCUGAGUCUCGGAAGGGGUUCCGUUGGACAUUCCGUGCAAAUACCCAUGCCAUUUUAUGUAGCAGAUGUGCAGCCACCAGGAAACGAGGCUGCCCGGAGUCUCUGGCUAACGACAGCCAAUUCGGUCUCUGGCUAUGAUAUGCUUGGUGGUUUAGCUGCUUUUGACAAGUGCACUGCGCUUCUACUUACCGACGAUGACGACAAGAAGAUCAUUGCAGAGCUCCAAGCUCGCAGGGAUAAGGCAGCCACGGCUAUGAUCGAGCUUGUCAAAGCUGCGAAGCCCACGCUCUCGUAUGCAAACCCUGUCCCAUAG
Molecule: messenger RNA, 1179 nt
Organism: Grosmannia clavigera kw1407
Lineage: Eukaryota; Fungi; Ascomycota; Sordariomycetes; Ophiostomatales; Ophiostomataceae
Product: upf0171 domain containing protein
Exons: 2
Coding region: 1-1179 (392 amino acids)
Biological process (GO): negative regulation of TORC1 signaling; positive regulation of autophagy; TORC1 signaling
Cellular component (GO): GATOR1 complex
Source: RefSeq, a predicted model, not a curated record